Molecule: messenger RNA, 1294 nt
Organism: Trachymyrmex cornetzi
Lineage: Eukaryota; Metazoa; Arthropoda; Insecta; Hymenoptera; Formicidae
Exons: 3
Coding region: 187-648 (153 amino acids)
Source: RefSeq, a predicted model, not a curated record
GGAUGUACAGCACUAUUUUGCAAUAAUGCAUUAAAAAAAGGAUAUGUUAUGAAAAUAAUCCCGAGUGAUACAGAACGACGAAUGAAAUGGGUAAACAGUAUAAAUAGCAAAUAUAAAAAUUGGACACCGUCCAAAAAUCCAUUUGUAUGUGAGAUACAUUUUGCUCCUGAAAUGUAGGAACAGAGAAUGGAUAAUAAAAAGAAAUUAAAACUAAAUGCAGUUCCAACAAUCUUUGGAUAUUUUCUAGAGAAGAAAGUACCUUUUAAUAAUCAAAAUUUUGGUGUAGUAGAGGAUAAAAGUACGUUUAUUUCUGACGAUUGCAAUGAAGAUCAAAUUAUAGUAAAUGAUAAACAGAUAGCUGUAAAUGAAACCGUUGAAGUUAAUGCAAAGAUAAUCAAUACAUUUCCUAAUACAUCAACAAAAUGUACUUCAAGUACAACAGAAAUCGAUGGAAAAAAAGAAAAGGAUAAAAACAAAAAAUUAGAACAAAUAAAUCGAAAAAUACAAAUCCAUUUAACUCUUAUGCAUAAAAGAAUGAGUGUUUUAAGAUCUAAAAUUCUAAGACUUGAAAAUACAAUUAAUAACGAUAAAUAUAAAAAAGCUUUAAAGGAAGUAUUCAACGAGGGGAUCAAAUUAAAGCUUUAUUAAUAAAAAAACGAAGAACAAGAAAUUGGCUUGAUGAAACUAUUAAACGUGUACUUAGAUUAAGGUUUACUUGUGGUAAUAAUGGUUACGAAGAGCUUCUGCAACAAAGAAUGCCGCUUCCAAGUUUGCGCACUUUACAACGAAGAUUGGAAGAUUUAAAAUUUGAGAGUGGCAUUUCAAAGGAAAUGUUUGACUUUUUACAAUUUAAAGUAUCUUCUUUUCAAAAUGAUACUGAUAGAGAAUGUGGAAUUGUUAUUGAUGAAAUAAGUAUAACACCAAAGCGUGUUCAUGAUUCUUCAACAAAAACAUUACUAGGAAAUAUAACAUUUCCAAAUAAAGAAAUUAUUGCAACGCAUGCUUUAACAUUAAUGUUAACAGGUACAGCUAAUCGAUGGAAACACAUUGUAGGAUAUUUUUAUACAGGAGACUCAUUUGAUGGAGCAGUUUUAAAAGAUAUCAUUUUACAGAUAAUUGAUAAAGCUGAACUAUAAUUAGUCUUCGUGUCAACUAUAUAACUUCUGACAUGGGUCCUGGAAAUAAUAAAUUAUGGAAAUGUUGUGGGAUAAGUGUGGGACGGAAUUUGGACGUUAGAAAUCAUAUUCCUCAUCCUUCUGAUCCUAAUAGAUUGUUAUAUUUCAUCGCAGAUGUA